This is a messenger RNA of Populus trichocarpa (black cottonwood), 1148 nucleotides long. Its product is annotated as GDSL esterase/lipase LTL1. The transcript has 2 exons. Lineage: Eukaryota; Viridiplantae; Streptophyta; Magnoliopsida; Malpighiales; Salicaceae. The record is from RefSeq and is a predicted model, not a curated record. Bases 659 to 973 code for a protein of 104 amino acids.
GCUCAAACGGCCUAGCUUUCGGGGAGUAAAUUUUGCCUCUGCAGGGUCUGGCAUUCUUGACAUGACUGGGCAAACUGCGGUAAAUGCCUAAUUAUCCUGAUAGCCUAUAACUUGCCCUUGUAAGUUUUGAGAAAAAUACUCUUUCCUUCUUCUCUUUUCAGUUAACCAGCUCGCUGAGCGGUGUUAAGAAUGUUGUCCCACUACGAGAGCAGAUUGAGCAACUUUCUGCAGUCCAUGACAAUCUUACAGCUAUUAAGGGUUCAGCAUAUACAGAAAUUCUUUUCUCAAGGUCACUGUUCUUCAUUAGCAUUGGUAGCAACGAUCUUCUUAGUUAUUUCUAUUCAAACAGUAGUGUACCCAAGCAAGAGUUCAUUUCUGCUUUGGGACUUGAAUACGAAAAACAAAUAAUGGUAAGAUCCUCCUUUUCCUGCCUGUUAGAUCCAUGACGCUACCAUGUUCAAGAGCAUACUGAAGCAACUGUUCUGCCUUGUUGAUUUUGCAGAGUAUCCUUGAGCUUGGAGCAAAGAAGAUUGGUAUUAUUAGUGUUCCACCAGUUGGUUGCUGCCCAUCUCAAAGGGCUUUCAAUGAAAGUGGGGGCUGUUUGGAGGGUUUGAAUGACCUUGCUUUAGAAUUUCAUUCAACAAUCAACGCCCUCCUGAUGAAGCUCGGCUCAGAAUAUACAGACCUAAAGUAUUCACUUGGAAACGCAUAUGAGAUGACCAUCAAUGUGAUAGACAACCCUUUUCCAUUCGGAUUUAAGGAGGUGCAAACUGCUUGUUGUGGAGUUAAGAGGUUCAAUGGCGAAGGCAUCUGUGACAAAAAUGCAAAUCUUUGUCUGAAUCGCCAUGAAUACUUGUUCUGGGAUUUAUUCCAUCCUACAAUGACUGCUUCAAAACUAGCAGCUCUAACCCUUUAUGCUGGUGAACCACGAUUUGUAUCCCCAAUUAAUUUCAAACAGUUGGCUGAGGCUUGAUUAGCCAAAAAGACUUCUCCUUGAUAAGAUUAAAUAAUAAGGGAACAUUGAUCUCCCAGAUCAUCACAUGCUUGUACAGCAUGUUAACAGAGUUCAUGUUUUUGGUGACAUUAAUUUGUAACCGUAUUCUAUUUCCUUAUAGUGACUUAAAUUGAUUCAUUAGUGUAGACCUCCA